This is a messenger RNA of Amphimedon queenslandica, 1144 nucleotides long. RefSeq names its product wiskott-Aldrich syndrome protein family member 2-like. The transcript has 3 exons. NCBI's taxonomy places the organism in Eukaryota, Metazoa, Porifera, Demospongiae, Haplosclerida, Niphatidae. The record is from RefSeq and is a predicted model, not a curated record. Bases 86 to 526 code for a protein of 146 amino acids.
UGAUACUAGUAACCUACCAGCUGAGAAUGCUCCUCCUCCUUCUUAUACUUCAUUUUCCAAAGCUUCAGACCGUCCCCCUCCUCCUAUGCCCAAACAAGCUCCUGCUAUGCCCCCACGCCCACAAGAGGCUGACAUAUUCUCGUUUCGUAACGAGCCACCACCUCCAACGUUUGAUGACGUUUUUGAUCCACAGACAGAGGCUAUGUCUGAAUGGGGUGCUCUUGAGUCAGAGCUGGAUGCAAUAGGAGCACCAACAACAACAGCAACAUCUGCUCCUGCUCCAGCUCCUACUGCUCAGUCAGAGUACAUGAUAAUACCACCACCAGUACCAACAGGAGGAGCAGGUACCUGCCCCCAGCCGAGGGUACAACCCCCUUCCCCCUCUUACCCUCCCCCUCCAGCCAACCCUCCUCCCUCCUUUAGUGGGUUUGAUGAUUUAUCUGAUGUCUUCUCAGGCAGCAGAGCUCUUACUAGUCUGUACGAGAAUCAGCCUCAAGCCCCUCCCACAUUUGCCCCGCCCCCAUAACCAAACUCGUUCGGUAUGGUCGGCCAGCCCCCCUCCCCCUAAUUCCCCACCCCUCCUGUACAAGAACCCUCCAUUACGAUGGAUCUUAUGGACGUCGCUAUAUGUAGCCCACAGCAAAACACAACCACUACUUACCUGAUAGGUAUGGAGAUGAGAAUGUCUGGUUUGGGAAUGGACCUCCUACCGGGUACGGAACGGGGCAGUUUUAAUUUGGAGGGGGCAUGGGUGGAUUUCCUGGCGGCCCUCAGCCCCCCCGUCUUGGAUAUUUUCAGUGUACUGGUUGACCCCCUACUAGACAGCAAUUUCUCUCAGCCACUCCUACCCAAUAACUCCUAGUAAUGUCAGGACUAGCGUCAUAUUGUAAAUCCGGCUUAAAACAUCAUACAUGUACUUAUACACUAAUACAUGUACAUGUACACUUAUAUACAUGUACAGUAACAUACAUUUGCUUAACUAUAAUGCAUUAUUGACAAUUGACUUAUUGUAAUUAUUAUUAUUAUUGUUGUUCUUGUUGCUGCAGAUUUUGUUGAUAGGGUGUACUUUUGCUAUUUUUUAAUUUUAAAAUUGCAAAAACAAAAUUUGAUGUCUUCACAUCCGGUUUAGUUAUUAAGUGUUUAU